AUGUCCUCUUCUCUGAAAGGAAAACAAGCGUGGCUCUCCAGACAGGGGAAUCAACUCGAAGAAGCAAUUUCGCGAGUUGAAGAAUCCUGCAAGUCCGUCGAUACUCUUUCCCCCUCGCAGGCUAAGGCAAAAAUUCGAAAGGGGAUCAAAGAGUUGGAGCUCCGACAAACUGCUCUGGAAACGGCUCUCAACAGCUUCUCCUCCGCCGCAGAUGCUGCAAAUCUCGCAGAGGAAAAUCAAGAAAGAGUUCAAUCUAACAUCACUGCAGCUCAUGAUAUCAUCAUCCGAGCUCAGAAUCUCUCACUAGCACUGCACCUACAACUCGACGAACAGGAAUCAACCAAGGUCGUCGAAGCAGAAUCAAGCAAAGCCAUUACGGCAGAGAACUACGAUCUAGCGGUAAAUCUUCUACAAUGCCGCUACGGAAAUGAGGGAGCCAUCAUAGGACACCUCUUGACGGCACUCCAAUCCAUACGCCAACCAAGUCCGCGAUUGUCCGAUCAACGGCGAAUUUUGGAGAAAGUUACUCCCCUUGUCUCGCAGUUACGCCAGAAGGGAGAAUGCGUCGAUACUCAACAUAUGAAACGCACUAUUCUGGGGAAGUUCUCGGAAAAAAUUCAGCGUUCGGUGCUCAAACAGCUGAGACACCAAGGAUCGGAUUCUAAUGAACAGUCGUGGACCACUCAGCAACUCUUACGUUGCCUCCAGGAAUACUUCGACACUGAAGACAUGAUCCAGCACGCGAAGGGAUUUUCCGAUGAGAACCCCAGAAGAAAUCCCAACGCCGUGCAGCCGCAGAAAACCUCUUCUGCCAGCGUUCGCACUACUCCGCAAUCAAAUGUGGGGAAAUAUCUUUGCUUCUACUGCCAUCGUGCAGACCACAGACCUUCAGCAUGUACGAAGUUUUCUACGUAUGCUCAGCGAAUUAGCGAGAUUCACCGACAGAAUCUCUGCCAGAAUUGUGGCUCGUCCACUCAUCAAGCAACAUCUUGUCCAUGUGGACCAUGCCGCAGUUGCGGAAAGAAGGGACACCAUACAUCGAUUUGCCGGAUAUCUGCCCAGAAGGAAAGUGGACCAUCUCAACAACGACAAGAAGCAAAACAGAAGACUCAAUCUGCUCCGAAAACACCCAAAAAGUCUACUACGACUACCAGUGCUACCACAGUCAUAGCCCAGUCAUCGUCCUGUAAGCUCGGACAGGAUACAGUUCUGUGCAAACCAGCCUGUCAACCAUCUAACAGAGGAAAAGCUGACUUGCUUAUAGGACAAGCUAGGGUAUGGAAUACUCUAUCGUCAGAAUUCGAAGACGUGCACAUCAUUCUUGACACGGGAGCAGACCGGUCAUUCAUAACGACUUCCUAUGCAAAGCAGCUAGGCCUGACUACCACUGGAAUGCUUCAGUUGAAGAUCCACACGUUUGGCACCAACACUCCAAUAGAAAAAUCUUGUGCUGUCACGAGUAUCCAAAUUGAAGAUCGAGCAGGGAAACGGCACAACUUCUCAGUUGCAGUGGUCGACUAUAUUGCUGGAGAGAUACGCAGAAAUCCGCUGGACGAAGCUGACCGCAACUAUCUCUCUGAGCACAACAUCAAGCUGUCGAUUUCCGAUCGUGAUCAGGCAAUCUCUCCACAGAUACUUCUCGGAUGUGGUGAUCUGUUCGUUCUCUUGGAUCAAGGAUUUGGUCAUGCCCACGACCUUCCAUCAGGUCUCAAAGCCUUGCGUUCAAGAAUCGGCUAUCUUAUCACUGGCUGCAACCGAAAAAUGCAGGAAGAUUCGAUAGUCCAGCUACAUGCUCUAAAUACAAUGCAACAGAUGACGCUGAUUAUCGUACGCCAACUCGUUCCUCUUGAGCUAAUGGACACCCCAAGCCAGCCUUCAGAAGAUACCAUGACUGAACCUUCAGCACCAGCAGCAGAGGAACCCGAAAUCCAAGAAGAAGAACAGAGGUACAACCUGCGAAAGCGACCUCGAGUUAAUUACGAGCAGCUUCACCAUGGUAUGAUAUCGAAAACUCUUUUCCUCCUUGCUUUCGUCACCCUCCUAGCACCCGCUCUAUCAAAGCCGCUCGGAACAUCUACAAAGGCAGGAAUCAACACCACGGCGGACAGUAUCCGUUGUACAACGGAAGGUCUUUUUGUAACUAGUAAUACACUAUCACUGUAUGAACUCUGCGUUGAAGGAUACUGCAUCACACGUGAAAAUCCACCGCCAACAGAGACGAUUCACUUGUCGCCAGAAAUCACACUGCACCCAUACGCUGUCAAAUGGAAGAUAUCGAAAGGACAGCAACUCGACACGAGGGAAAUUGAGUGCCCAGCAAUACCCUUCUGCUCACAAGUGAAUUGCUGGUUUUGUACAGCCAACAUUCUCAAUCCUGAGUGCCAUCCUCAAACUGCGAUCAUAACCAUUGCUGUUGUGUUGUAUGGCAUUGUGGCGCUGAUAUAUACCAUAUGCUAUGUGCCAGUAGUAGUGGGAUUACCGAUCAGGGUUCUGCUCGUAAUAACACAACGAAUCUUCAGCAUGUGCUUCCUGGCAGCAUACACCUGCUUUUCGAAACUGCGGGUCAAGCUAACUCGAAGGGCACAACCAACAAAAUUCAUUGCUCUUCUGUUCAUUAUCUGUAUUGCACAUCUUGCUCAAUCAUGUCAAGACGUUGACGUGUUCGAGCUACGCGCAACUACCUGCAUACGAUCAGGAGACGGCAACAGAACUUGUGCAGUGGAUAUUACUCAAAUGCUCAAGAUGAAUACGUUUCAUCGAGAAACAUGCUUUCGACUUCUCACACGAGACACCCUUCUGAAAGAAAUACGACUGGAAUGGAAGCGUCUUCAGCUGAUAUGCGACAGACAAACAGUUAUGUUCACGAGGCAUGUUAUCCAGCAAGUGAUAGAUUCGAAGCGGUGUCCACGAACAGGAAGUUGUAAAGGCCGAAAGUGUGCAAGUGUCAACACAACAUCUCUGGUCCCGGAACUAUCCCAAGGAAACAAACCACGGAAGAACACUAUAAUACUCCAACCAACUAUUCCACAGAACGUAGGAACCAUGAGAAUCACCCUAUCUUCGGUAACCGUCACUCCUACUCCGGCACUACAAACGUGGUUUAUUACCGAAGGUAAUAAUACGGCACGAUGGACAGGAUCAAACAUCCCAACUUUGGAAUGCCCUUCCAAAAAAGCCGCGAAAGUGUUGGAUUGUGAGAUUCACACUAACUGUAGAUGCCAGCCCGCAGAGGAUAAAAUGAACUGUAUUUGCACUGAUACCAACAUCACCAAAGAUUUCAAUAGCGAACUUCGCAACCGACUGCCACUGCGAUACCCGUGGAUUGAGUUCGAGGAAUUCCAUCCCAAAGAGGAACUCAAUACAGUAAAGGCGAUACCUACUCGCUUGUCCACAGCUGAACUGCUUGUUACCAUCAGAGAAGAUUACGACUCCACAGUGAAAGAAGUGACAGAUACGGUAUGCUCAGUAGGCGACACUACCAUAACAGGAUGCUACCAGUGUCCACAUGGAGCACUCAGCGAAAUCGUGUGCUUCUCGCAAGGAGAGUCCACCAUGGCCUCUGUACACUGUGGAGAAAACACCUUCACAGUGUCAUGCAACAACACAGGAAUAACGUCCCUGCUACGCUUCCAGCUUUACCAGGCUCAGAUACACUUCCAGUGUGAAGUCUAUUGUGGUUCAACAAAGACACAAUUCGAAAUCACAGGACUCCUUCACUGGACUAAAACAGCCUACGCGACAGGAGAAAAGUUGCUCGCAGGUGAGACGAGCCUUUACGAGGAAUGGGCUCUUCCAGACGCUGAACACAUAUUCAGUGUUUUAAUAUCAUGGUACAAGUCAAUACUGAUAGUCACUAUCGUACUACUGCUCUGUAUCGCAGUUGGAUACCUCUUCGUUUGGAGCUGUGGAACGAAAACCCUCCAGUUUGCUGGCUACCUUGUCUGCAUAUCAAUCCGAAAUACAAUUAGAUUCGGAAUAACGUUAUUCAUUAAGACCAUAUGUUGCUUCAAUGCUGUCAAGGAAAGCAAUCAACGCUCUCUUCGGAAAGAGCUGUAA
Ostertagia ostertagi is the source of this 4056-nucleotide messenger RNA. Lineage: Eukaryota; Metazoa; Nematoda; Chromadorea; Rhabditida; Trichostrongylidae. The record is from the annotation of a GenBank genome assembly.